GCAUUCGGCUCAUCGAGAUACUCGCGACUCCCAACAGAAGUGAAGCUGAAGUUAGUUUCUCCUUUCGUUUGAGUUGCGUUGGAGUAGAUCAAGCGCUAUUGAGGGGAGGCUCAAAUUACGUAAAGUUGCGAGAUCAGAUCUCAGGCACCGGGCGCGAUUUUCUUCAGCAGAAAAAAAAUGGUUUUUAUCUAGCGCAUUUUCUAAACGUUUGACCCAAUUGAAACAAUUCAGAUUUUUCUGAAAGACCACAAACAAAUUAGUUCAACUGGUAAUUUAUUUAUGAAACAAGCGUCUAUUUCCAUGUUUAAGUGUUGACACUUUAGUGUUCCAUAAUGUGCGAACUGACGAAAAUAAUAUACGUGUGGCUGGUUGGAAUUGGAUUACUCACAGUGGGUGUUUGUGGACGAGGCGAGCUUUAUGAGAAAAUAGCUUACUUCUGGCAUAUAACGGAUAUUCACUAUGAUGGACACUUCAAUUCCUACCAAGAUGUAAAGAAAGGUUGCUGGAGACCGAGUUAUGAUGGAAGUUCCAACGCAAGAGGUCAGAGAGGACCAUUAAGUCAAUAUGGUGAUUAUAGCUGCGAUUCUACGUGGGAACUUAUUGAAUCAGCUGCCAAAAUGAUGAUGACCAGACAAAAUGAAAACGUGGAGUUCGUGCUUUGGACAGGGGAUGCAUUAUCACAUCAAGCAAUGCACCACCUAAAAGAGGGGCGACAAAUGGAAAUGACGCAAAAAGUAACGGAUUUGCUCAGAACAACAUUUUCGUCUCAAUUUGUAUUUCCGGCAUUAGGACAUGAUGAUCCAUCUGCCAGAAAGGAAUUGGGCAAAAUGUGGAGUCAGUGGCUGCCUACCGACGCCAUGAGAACAUUUGAAAUGGGUGGCUACUAUAUCAUAGAGAGGAAAACGCAAAAGCUGCAAAUCGUAGUAUUGAACACCAAUUUGAUGAAGCAUGACGACGACGAUGAAAAUUCAAGAAAGCAAUGGGAAUGGCUGGAAAAAGUCUUGGAAAAAUUCAAAAGAAAUGAGGAAACGGUAUAUCUUGUUGGUCAUGUUCCUCCAGGCUCAGAUGAAAGACACAGAGGCCAAUCUAGUCCUGCCCAUACCAUAAUGUACAAAAGCUACCACAACAAACGAUACUUAAAAAUUGUCAGAAAGUACCACUCAAUAAUAGUCGGCCAGUUUUUUGGCCACCUACAUUCUGAUACCUUUAGAGUAAUGUACUCAGAAAAUGGUCGACCUAUAUCUUGGGCAAUGUUGGCUCCUUCGAUAACUCCGAAAAGGACACACGAUGGACCCAAUAAUCCCGGCCUAAGGAUAUAUAAAUUUGACAAGUAUUCUGGAGAGGUUUUCGACUACACCCAGUAUUAUCUCGACCUGUCGACUGCCAACAACAACGGAAAAGCGGAUUGGGUAGUCGAGUAUAACUUUAGCACUUACUACGGAAUUAACGACAUAACUCCGUUAAAUUUGCAUACUCUAGCAGACAAGUUUACGCAAGAGACCUCGACGGAGAACAGCGUUUUUAAUAAAUACUACAAAGCCAAUUCAGUUCGUAUCCAUUCAAGAUCUUCAGCAAAUUGUGACGACGUUUGCAUACAUACGCAUUAUUGUGCAAUAACUCGAAUUGAUUACGAUGAACAUAAAGAGUGCUUAAAAGUUGAUGCAAGUGCUCUUUCUUCCUCCUCACUCUUUCUUCACUCCGGAAGAAUAGUUAGUCUAGUUUUGCCUUUAAGUAUAACGUUAAUUUUUAACGCCAUAGUUAGAAAAACGUUGGUGUAAUAGCAAAGUAGUGGCUUGACUGUGUGUAAGUUGGGUGGAUAAUGGAAAUUUUCAUACUUUUGUAUAAUUUGAAUAUGACUAUGCUGGUUAUUAAUCAUAAGCUCAAUUAAAUAAUCUCAUAAAAUCGCGUAACAAUUUAGAGCUUAUGAAAAUGAUUAUUUUUAUAUGGUAAAACUACUGUCCUCAACAUCAUCCGCUACCUUAAUUUAUGAUAAACUCAAGAAAUAUUUCUAGAUAUUCUCAAUUGCACGGGUAUGCCAAAAUCUCAACAAAAUUACUCAAUCUUAAAAUCCAAAAUUUUGAAUGCAUUUUAUUCAAACAUCAAACUAUGCAUUUCAAAAUCGAAAAACUAAAUGCAUCCGAUUAGCGUAACCUUAAACUAAACUAUUAAUGUGCUACUAGUUAAGCUCUAUUCGAUUUCUUGUAAAUAUAAUGUUAAGAACUAUGAACUAAGUCCUGGUUUCCAAGCGGCUUCAGAACAAAGCAAAAUAAUAUUAUAAUAAAUUAACUAAAACUGUUAUUAUAGGUAAUGUUGGCCUGUAAUAACAGCAAUUGUAAUUAAUUAAGGCGCAUUGUAUAUUAUUGCAUGGAAAUCGUUAAAUUAAUCCCAACCAAAAAGACGCUAAUUAUGCCUUCAGUCUUUGAAACCAUGACCUAAAGCUUCAUUAUGUAAAUUUUGAUAUGGCUGUGGUUUUUUGUACCUACUAAAUUGAUAAAGAUAUUUAGUGUAACAAAAUAUAUUGUAAUAAGUGUAGGCUUUAAUCGUACGUCUAAAAUCUAUUUAUUGAAUUGUAUAGAAGUAUUAGGGAUAUAUUUACGCCCCACUUAAAAUUGUGUUAAUUUCAUAUUCCACUUGUGUAAGUCCAAACCAGUUUUAUGCAUUUAAUUUUUUUCUACCUAAAGAAAAAAGUUACAAGCAUGAAGAACCGCAGCAAAUUGCAAUUAGCAACAAAAUUAUUUAAUGCAAAUUAUAAGAUAUUUGACUUUAUUUCAAAAAUGAUAACUAUAUAGAAUAGAGUUUAGAAUAUUCAUCAUUUAGAUAAGAAACAUUUACUCAUCUGUGAUAAUUUAUUAUUGUAAAAUGGUCCAAUAAUCCGAUAUUGGUUUUUGUGUAAUAUUGGUUAAGCAACGUUAUACUGGAAAGAUAGUUGCUUUUAAUUAUUUGUAUUGAGCAGUUUCGUUUAGGUACAAUAGUAGGUACAUGUUUAAAAUAAAUAAUUGUUAAACAGAAUCUCCCAAUAAUAAAAAUGUAUAUUAAUUGUCA
Molecule: messenger RNA, 3042 nt
Organism: Dendroctonus ponderosae (mountain pine beetle)
Lineage: Eukaryota; Metazoa; Arthropoda; Insecta; Coleoptera; Curculionidae
Product: acid sphingomyelinase-like phosphodiesterase 3b
Exons: 9
Coding region: 333-1778 (481 amino acids)
Molecular function (GO): hydrolase activity
Source: RefSeq, a predicted model, not a curated record